Manihot esculenta (cassava) is the source of this 1041-nucleotide messenger RNA. Its product is annotated as proteasome subunit alpha type-6. The record is from RefSeq and is a predicted model, not a curated record. NCBI's taxonomy places the organism in Eukaryota, Viridiplantae, Streptophyta, Magnoliopsida, Malpighiales, Euphorbiaceae. Gene Ontology annotation, biological process: ubiquitin-dependent protein catabolic process. The coding region runs from base 101 to 841 and encodes 246 amino acids. Gene Ontology annotation, cellular component: proteasome core complex, alpha-subunit complex; proteasome core complex; cytosol. The transcript has 9 exons.
AGCGAGUCACCUGCUCCUGAAAAUCAAAUAAGAGCUUCGCAAUUCGAAGCAAGUUCUCUUCGAAAACAAAUAAUCUCUGCACGUAAAGAAUAAAAAAACAAUGAGUAGAGGAAGUGGAGGUGGAUACGAUCGCCACAUCACCAUCUUCUCCCCUGAAGGUCGACUCUUUCAAGUCGAAUAUGCGUUUAAGGCAGUGAAGGCGGCAGCCAUCACUUCAAUCGGAGUUCGAGGGAAGGAUUCUGUCUGUGUUGUCACGCAGAAGAAGGUUCCGGACAAGCUUUUGGAUCAGACUAGUGUCUCCCACCUUUUUCCUAUUACUAAGUACCUUGGAUUGCUGGCCACAGGCAUGACAGCUGAUGCAAGGACUUUAGUUCAACAAGCACGGAAUGAGGCAGCUGAGUUUCGUUUCAGAUAUGGAUAUGAAAUGCCUGUGGAUGUAUUGGCCAAAUGGAUUGCUGACAAAUCACAGGUUUACACACAGCAUGCUUACAUGAGACCCCUUGGAGUAGUUGCCAUGGUUUUGGGUAUUGACGAUGAGAGUGGACCUCAACUCUACAAGUGUGAUCCAGCUGGUCACUUUUAUGGGCACAAGGCUACCAGUGCUGGAUUGAAAGAACAAGAGGCUAUCAAUUUCUUGGAAAAGAAAAUGAAAAAUGACCCAGCUUUCUCUUAUGAGGAAACUGUGCAGACUGCUAUUUCUGCACUGCAAUCUGUUCUUCAAGAGGACUUCAAGGCUACUGAGAUUGAGGUUGGAGUUGUGAGAGCAGAUAGUCGAGUUUUUAGAGUGUUGUCAACUGAGGAGAUCGAUGAACAUUUGACUGCUAUUAGUGAACGUGACUGAUAUUUAUGGAGUGUUAAAGCUAGUAGACAGUGGAUUGUCCCUUGUAGUCAUCUGGAUACCCUUAGUAACUGACGAGGGGAUAAGAGGGAAGGAUUACUACAGUACUGCAAUCAUUUUGAACUUUAUUCACCUCUUGCUCCUUAAGUGUUAAAUUAUAAAUUGAUGCUUUGAUGGAUAUAAUUUCUGCAUUCUUUCCUUUA